UGACGCAAGGCCCGGGUCGGCCUGUCAGUCAGAGCGCUGCUAGGUAAGCGCCUGGGGGCCCUCGGGGCCGGCGCAGGCAUGGCGGCGGUGUUUGACCUGGACCUGGAGACGGAGGAAGGCAGCGAGGGCGAGGGCGAGCCAGAGUUAAGCCCCGCGGACGUGUGUCCCCUUGCCGAGUUGAGGGCGGCUGGCCUGGAGCCUGUGGGACACUAUGAAGAGGUGGAGCUGACUGAGAGCAGUGUGAACCCGGGCCCUGAGCGCAUCGGGCCCCACUGCUUCGAGCUGCUGCGCGUGCUGGGCAAGGGGAACUAUGGCAAGGUGUUCCAGGUGCGAAAGGUGCAGGGCACCAAUGUGGGCAGAAUAUAUGCCAUGAAAGUCCUGAGGAAGGCCAAAAUUGUGCGCAACGCCAAGGACACGGCACACACGCGGGCUGAGCGGAACAUUCUAGAGUCAGUGAAGCACCCCUUCAUUGUGGAACUGGCCUAUGCCUUCCAGACUGGUGGCAAACUCUACCUCAUCCUGGAGUGCCUCAGUGGCGGCGAGCUCUUCACACAUCUGGAGCGAGAGGGCAUCUUUCUGGAAGACACGGCCUGUUUCUACCUGUCAGAGAUCACACUGGCCCUGGGCCAUCUCCACUCCCAAGGCAUCAUCUACCGGGAUCUCAAACCUGAGAACAUCAUGCUCAACAGCCAGGGUCACAUCAAACUGACGGACUUCGGCCUCUGCAAGGAGUCGAUUCACGAGGGUGCCGUCACCCACACCUUCUGCGGCACCAUCGAGUACAUGGCCCCUGAGAUUCUGGUGCGCAGUGGCCACAACCGGGCGGUGGACUGGUGGAGCUUGGGGGCCCUGAUGUACGACAUGCUCACUGGAUCGCCACCCUUCACUGCAGAGAACCGGAAGAAAACCAUGGACAAGAUCAUCAGAGGGAAGCUGGAGCUGCCCCCCUACCUCACCCCAGAUGCCCGAGACCUCGUCAAAAAGUUUCUGAAGCGGAAUCCCAGCCAACGUAUCGGGGGUGGCCCCGGGGACGCUGCUGAUGUGCAGAGGCACCCCUUCUUCCGGCACGUUAAUUGGGAUGACCUCCUGGCCCGCCGCGUGGACCCCCCUUACCGGCCCUCCCUGCAGUCGGAGGAGGACGUGAGCCAGUUUGACUCCCACUUCACGAGGCAGACGCCGGUGGACAGUCCAGAUGACACGGCCCUCAGUGAGAGCGCCAACCAGGCCUUCCUGGGCUUCACGUACGUGGCGCCCUCCGUCCUGGACAGCAUCAAGGAGGGCUUCUCCUUCCAGCCCAAGCUGCGCUCCCCCAGGCGCCUCAACAGCAGCCCCAGGACCCCCAUCAGCCCCCUGAAGUUCUCGCCCUUUGAGGGAUUCCGGCCCAGCCCCGGCCCACCGGAGCCCCUGGAGCCCCCCCUACCCCCUCUCCUGCUGCCGCCGCGGCCGCCACGGCCGCCACCGCCGCCCUCGAGCACUGCCCCCCUCCCCAUCCGACCCCCCUCAGGGACCAAGAAGUCCAAGAAAGGCCGUGGGCGCCCCGGGCGCUAAGAGGGUGGGUGGAGAUGAGGGCAGUGGGACCCCGGGCCAGUUCCAGAGACCUAGGGCUGUGCCUAGGGGUACAGGAGCGAGUGUGCGUGAGUGUGUCUCUGCUGGGGGUGGCCGUACCCCUGAAUCAUGAACACGAAGGACUGCAGACUACGGCUGCCAGUCGAGGGGGGCAGCCCCCCUCACCUCCCGCAGUUGAACUGUGCCCUUGGAUUAUUAAAGUAUUCAAUC
Molecule: messenger RNA, 1776 nt
Organism: Mesoplodon densirostris (Blainville's beaked whale)
Lineage: Eukaryota; Metazoa; Chordata; Mammalia; Artiodactyla; Ziphiidae
Gene: RPS6KB2
Product: ribosomal protein S6 kinase B2
Exons: 15
Coding region: 79-1548 (489 amino acids)
Biological process (GO): protein phosphorylation
Molecular function (GO): ATP binding; protein serine/threonine kinase activity
Source: RefSeq, a predicted model, not a curated record